CGUCUUUCCAAGUGCAAAAUUAAGUUGGGCGUGCAUGUGUUUAAUUCCGCGAUCAGAGUCAAACCUGAGCGCAAAGAUAUACUGCGCUCAAUAAAAAGUAAUUUCAUUACAAUUUGAGUAACUAAAAAGAUAGCUUUGAACUUUUACAUUGCUACUCGGAGAGAUUUUGUAAAAUUUUUAUAUAAUAAAACUUCUGGCUUUCCAAAUAACUUCUGAUUGUGCUAAUAGAGUAUUGAGAUUUGUGUUCACAUAGAACUUGCGAAAUUCAGGCCGUAUAAACAGCUGUUGCUGUUAUCAAUUACAGAAAAGUAAGUUGUCGAUAGCGUGGAAAGUAAGAAAGUGGAAAACGUGGAGGAAAUUAACCGCCAAAGCAAAAGAAACAAUAGCGCAGCAGUGGAGAGAAAAUCUGGGAAUAAGCAGUAGAGCAAGUGACAACUACAGUUCGUGGACAAUUGGAAGGGAGUACAAGGUGGUGGUGGUUGUGUAUUGGCAUCGUUAUUCGCUCGGCAAAGAGUGAAAACACAUUGCAAACGGUUAGUGACGCGCAGAAAUCGGACGGCAGCGUUUGGGAUCAGAAUAGCCAUUCAUAGGAGGCAAAUUUUUGCCUUUUUUGUUGUAAAGGCAGUUUGUUUACAGGCGUAUAUAGUGCAUAUAAUUGGUUAAAAUAGCGACAUUUAAAGCAAUUAAUUAUUGAAUCUGUAUAGCAGCUUAAUAGCUACAUUACGUUCUUAUUGAAUUACUACUGAUUUUGCUACAAUCGCAAUGAAUAUGGACGACUACGAAUCAUUACCCACUACCAGUGUGAGCAUUAAUAUGACAGCCGGAGCAAUUGCGGGCGUAUUGGAACAUUGUGUUAUGUAUCCAUUGGAUUCGGUUAAGACAAGAAUGCAAAGUUUAUCGCCAGUCACUUCCAAUUAUGACAUCAGCACCACCUUCAAGAACAUGAUCAAGAAAGAGGGUAUUAUGAGACCCAUACGUGGUGUCUCCGCUGUUGUUGCUGGCGCCGGACCCGCACAUGCGCUGUACUUUGGUUCCUACGAAAUGACGAAAGAGCUCCUGACUAAAUUCACCACCAACAAUCAUGUCAAUUAUAUGGCGUCCGGUGCUAUAGCGACACUCAUACAUGAUGCUGUAUCGAAUCCCACGGAAGUGAUAAAACAACGCAUGCAAAUGUACAAUUCAAAGUAUAAUUCAGUUAUUAGCUGUAUGAAGGACGUAUAUCGUACUGAGGGCAUCCAAGCAUUCUACAGAUCGUACUCCACACAGCUAGUGAUGAAUAUACCAUAUCAGACAAUACAUUUUGCCACAUACGAAUUUUUUCAAAAUAUGUUGAAUCAUGAACGAAGAUAUAGUCCCGUAGUUCAUAUGGUGGCCGGUGGCGCAGCUGGUGCAACCGCUGCUGCCUUCACAACGCCACUGGAUGUGGUGAAAACGUUGUUAAAUACACAGGAGAAUGGGCUCACGAAGGGCAUGGGUGAAGCAAUACGGCAGAUCUACGCCGUGGCUGGCGUGAAAGGCUUCUUCCGUGGCAUGUUGGCGCGCGUGUUGUACUCCAUGCCCGCUACCGCAAUUUGCUGGUCUACAUAUGAAUUCUUUAAAUUCUACUUGGCUGGCUCCAAUCACAGCACCUACAAGUCAUCGAUCACGGGCAAGAAUGCGUUGCAGCGACGAGACGAUAUGGUGGAACCCGCUGAGAAGACAGCCUACGUGCUGCCAGUAACAACGGCUGAUGCCGUGGAGGAGCUACCAACAAGUCCAAGUGCAACAACAGCCACAGCGCCCAGUAGCAGCAGCGCGGGUGGAGCGACAGCUGGGCUAGCGCCAAGUAGUGCUACGGCGAUCAAAAGCGUAUGUGAACUGCCUAGUAAUGUGACGACAUCCGCAUUAAAUCUACACACCAGGCAUACGGAUGUGAAAAGUACGCGACCAUUUGAACGGGGAUACUCGAGUCCGUAAUUCAAAGAGUGAUACUCAGAAAUAGAACGAGUGUCGGAGAGAGGGGAGCAACAUGAAACGAAACAAAAUAUUGUAAUAUACAAAACUCAACAAAAAUCUAGUUAUCAAGCGACGACUCAAUACCAGCGUGGAGCGUACGUUAAUACAACAGACAACUUUAUUACCGUAUUUGGCAACGCUGGCGUGUGCGUGUAUAUUUAUUUAUUUUUGGCGUGUCUUUAUUGUGAGGUGUGGUGCGUGCAGUUGGGCGGGGUGAUGUGUUUAACAGUGUCGACGUGGACCGUCACACUGCGAGUCACCCCAAAUUCCUUCCUAUCUGAGAAGACUAAAGACUACCAAAAGAGUGCUCAAGAACGGUAUCUAACUGGCGAAAGUUUUGUUUAAUGGUGAUGAAUGUGAUAAAUGUUAUUUUUUGUUUGUGCGGUGUUUAAAUACCCAUCGCCUGCCUGUUGCAUAAACCGCAUACAAAAGAAGCUCAAUGAAGAAAAACAGAAGACAAAUUAAAAUUAACGUUAUAGAUUAUAUAAAAUAUCUAUACUACUAAAGAGAGAAGAAUCGAACCAGUGCUAAAACCCUUCGGCUUUAAUUGUGCUGGCAACAGGUUGGAACAUUUCGCCAACUCUUGGAUAAAACGACCCUUAUAUAGUAUUAUGUAAAUAUGCAAGUCUUUAGCUACACCCCUGCUCAGCAACCAUACCUUGCGGCACGAUGCGCGCUCCCCCUCUCCCCCGUCCGCACAUUAUUUGCGGUGUAAAAAUUCAUGUUUGUAAAAAUAAAAAAAAAAAUAAAAUUAUCAAUUCGGAAAGUGAAAUCAAUUCGAAAAAUCACUACGUGUUUACUCUACACAAUAAAAUCUUUGCAAAAGAGCAUCAACUUGUAAUCUAAUUACAAUACACUAAAUAAACCUAGUUUAUACAUAUAUAUAUAAAAGGAAAAAAAAGAAGAAAAAUAAAAUCACAUGAACAGAAAAACAAGAAAUGACGCCAUGCGUAGUUGUAGGCACAAUACUCGUUAGCAGCAUUUUGAAUUUCCAAGAAAUUCACAACACAACUAUACGAGUGCAUAAAAAUACAAGUCACGGCAUCGAACUGCGUUUAAGUUCAGGUGCAGCGCGAUCUAGCAGCAAGUUGAAACUAUUAUUUUGCCAUUACCACGCUACUACAUGGAAUCGACAACACUUCCUAACAACAUACAUACAUACACACAAUUAAACACACAUAGUUACAAACGUUGCAAGAGAAUUUCUACUGUGAUUACAUAUAUAUUACACCAUACACGCCUUAUAUGUUCGGAGUUAAGAAGAUGAUGCUCAUUUUGCUACUUGAAAGACAGGUCUUGUCAAUACAUUUUUGUUUUCAUUCUACAUAAUUAGAUUGUGGUUUUAGCGUGGUGACUGCAAGAUAUGAAAAUUGUUAAUAUUAUUUUAAAUUAUAUUAAAUGUAAACUCUUAAUAUAUGCUAACUUAAAAAUUUUAUUGUUAUUAAAUUACACAACCUUGUCAGAGAACAGAAAAGCUGAAAAAAUAGUCUUUUCGCCAAAAUGUA
This is a messenger RNA of Bactrocera dorsalis (oriental fruit fly), 3500 nucleotides long. RefSeq names its product mitoferrin (gene mfrn). The coding region runs from base 763 to 1956 and encodes 397 amino acids. Gene Ontology annotation, cellular component: mitochondrial membrane. NCBI's taxonomy places the organism in Eukaryota, Metazoa, Arthropoda, Insecta, Diptera, Tephritidae. Gene Ontology annotation, biological process: iron import into the mitochondrion. Gene Ontology annotation, molecular function: ferrous iron transmembrane transporter activity. The transcript is spliced from 7 exons. The record is from RefSeq and is a predicted model, not a curated record.